CUCGGCUGCACGGAGGCAAGUUGCUUGCAAUCCAAACCACCUGUUCUCCCACACAGAAAACUAAAACCGAAAAUUUCUGAUUUUACAGAUAAAUUUUCCCCUGUGUGUGGUAGUUAAUUAAUUAACUAAUUAAUUAUUUGGAUAAGAAAUUUAUGCACUUUUGACCUCUCGAGAUUCGAAACCACCUGUUCUCCUGCAUAGAAAACUACAACGGAAAAAUAAUAUCCAGUGAGAAUUUCUGAUUUUAAAAAACGUCCUCAGUCUCGAGUGUUUAAGUAAUUAAACAAUUACAUCAGAAAUUAAUCCGCCUUUGACCUCCAAGGAUUCGAAACUACUGAAGACUACCCGAAAAUUUCAGGAUGGUUGGGAAGAUGAGUAUCGUUUUCCGCAUCAUUGACGCCAUUCUCCUCACGGGGGUAUAUCUCUUACAAAAUGUGACCCUGAACCUUUUCCUCAUUCGCAAGUGGGAGGGCAGCAUCCUCCCAUAUUUUUGGUUCUUAUCUGACUUUAUCAUUCUACUCAAUUUCUACCUGACCUUGUACCUCGUUGGAUGUCAUCACCACCGUGAGAAAAAAGCGAAUCGAAGAGAACUCGUCGUUCUACACCAAGUCCGACGUCCGAAUAACUCGACUGGGGGAGAAACCUCGUCCAGUGUGGAUGGGAGUAGCGUGAUAAGCGCGGUCCGACAGGAAUCUCCUUCUCGUACCAGUAACAACCGGUCACAGCGGAUUUCCGAGUACAACUUCACCGCAGGAAUCCCAUGGUUUCACACUCUGACCAAGAAUUUCCCCAUGGCGUACGUAUCCUGGCUGCUCUACUCGGGAACACUCAUCACCAAAAUCGUCCUCCUCUUCAAGAACAAUGUCCCCCAAGGGUUAAAACAUGACGAAUUCUUGGGACCUCAAAUGUUUAGGUUUUCCAUAGGUUUGAGUGCGAUCGUCUUUUCGCUCAUUGUCGCGGCGCACAAAAAUGCGCGAGCAGACCCCUUAAGGAACAACUACUUGAACAACUUGUGUUAUCGCAUAGCCCUGGAAAUUCUGGAUUCGGUAAGUUUCCUGACUAUCAUCACCCCUACCGAGUCCCAUUUAAUGUCCACGUACACGUUCGAGAACGAAAUCCUCAUCUUGGCAUCAAUCAACUUGUUCCUCCCGUCAAUGACGCUCUACAAACUAUGCGCCACAGACUUUGGACGUAACGUUGCGUAUCCGAUCGAGACUUGGUACAAGUUCAUCCACUUGAUCGUGGUGGACGGAGCCUUCAUGGGGAUUCGGAUUUAUUUCUGGUCCAUGUUCCAGGCCGACACGGCCAUCUUCUUGAUCAAGAAUAUUUAUGCCGUGGUCAACUUUGGGCGUGAACUUCCCUCAGAAUUCAAGGAUCUUAAGACGUAUUGCUGCACGAGGAAAGCAGAGGACGAAGUGGAGUUGGGUGGCAGAGGGUUGCACGGGGACGGAGGGGAUGACGAGGAUGACGACUCCAUUGGAGAAAUGAGAAUGCAGAGUUUAAAUAAGGAACCUCUCGGAAUCGGAGUCAACCUCAACGACGGAACCGGCUACAAUUGGCGACGUGGCGACGGAUCAAUUUCAACCCGAGGCGUGCACGGUUCCGCACAAUCGUCUCUCGUCCAAGUAUACGCCAUCAAUUCGGAAGCGACAAAUGGUCACGUUCCAACAAGUACGCAGGGCGGAGGAGCAGUCGACGACUCAAAUUCUCAACUGGACGACGAGGACACCACAAAUUUGGUAGAGGACGACGAAGAAGUUUCGGAAUCUCAGUCAGGUCGCGAUGUGGACUCGCUAGACCCGACCGUUACUCAAUCAGAAUCAUCCUCCGUGCCGCCCGAAUGGGACAAGAAUAAAGAGUUGAGAGCGACACAGAGCCACCCAUAAAAAAACUAUCAAAUUUUUCCUCUCUCUGUAUCAAAUCUAAAAUGUAAAUUUGUAACCUGCAUUUAAAAUUGUUGAUGGCAAACGUGAAUUUUUCAUCUCAACAAAAUUCCAUCAACCCCAACGGCUCUUCAUCUCAUAUAAUAUACUUACUUAAAAACUUGAUGUCAACCAAUGCACAAAUAUUGUAAUUAAUUAAUUAAUUACCGCUAUUUAUCAGUACAAAUGGUAUCCCCUACUUCUUAAUGUAUUAAUUAAUUAAUUUUAGUAGAACCAUAUCCAUCCAAAAUUAGUAUUGAUGGAAAUUAAUUGUCCGCCUUUAGUGAUCCUUGAACAUCGAGGUAUUUAUUUAUUUAUUUAUUUGUGAGAAUCUCCAAAGAGAGUGAGAGAGCGGUAUAUUUUUUAUUUUUACGGUUUAUUACUUGUUACCUUGGGGGGAUGGGAAGAAAAAAUGGCUUAAUUCCGCUCCAUAAUUAUUGUAAACUAUGAGCUAAAUACAUUCUAUGUACAAGUAUAGGUUAAUUGUUACUCGGUGUGUGUGUGUCAGUAGCUUGGUCAUGUAUGUAUGAUCAUGGAUGUAGCUUUAUGUGUAGAUUUCCUCCUGUUAAAUAUUUUCUGUUGACGCCAUUUUACGUACUAGAGCUUAUGUAAUACGUACACAUACAUAUUUAUGUUAUAGAUAAGGUACUUAUUUAUUCUUGAGACUGACUACUUUCGUGGGUGGAUAAUCAAGCUAAUUUGGUGGUCACUUCAGUUGGCUGACUCCCAAAAAACAAAAAAAAACACAGAUCUCACACCCAGAAUCUCGUCCCACUUAAGAAGACGAGCCAUUAAAUAUACUUAAGAUGUGGCAUUGCUGACUACUCCUGGUACCUUUUUACCCAAAAUUAAUUACGCACAUUUACGUGAUAACCUGUCCCUGUACGUACGUAUGUACCUGUACCACCAUUUUGCUACUUACUUCUAUUUUACCUACAGAUUUUUUUUACUCUUUUUCCGACCAAAUUUUAACCAGCAAUGCAUCAAUUCUCGUUGCUGUCUGUUAUAGUUAGUUAUUUAAUUGUAAGAUUUAAAAGUAUUUAACGUAUAAAAAAUAUAUUUAUGCAAAUGUAUGUACUCAGAUUGGAUGGAAAUAAAUAAAUUAAUGUACCCGUCUAA
Molecule: messenger RNA, 3041 nt
Organism: Folsomia candida
Lineage: Eukaryota; Metazoa; Arthropoda; Collembola; Entomobryomorpha; Isotomidae
Exons: 5
Coding region: 360-1886 (508 amino acids)
Source: RefSeq, a predicted model, not a curated record